Molecule: messenger RNA, 1599 nt
Organism: Aspergillus chevalieri
Lineage: Eukaryota; Fungi; Ascomycota; Eurotiomycetes; Eurotiales; Aspergillaceae
Product: ribonuclease H family protein
Exons: 1
Coding region: 1-1599 (532 amino acids)
Biological process (GO): DNA replication, removal of RNA primer
Molecular function (GO): RNA-DNA hybrid ribonuclease activity; nucleic acid binding
Source: RefSeq, a predicted model, not a curated record
AUGCGCAAGGCACGGGCUGCAGAAAACAGAAUACAACGCCUAUGCCAGAGUCAUGGACUGGCCCCAGGGCUAGCUCGUCAGGUUCAAGUAGCAGCAGUGCAAUCAGUAGCCCUGUAUGGAGCAGAGCUCUGGUGGCAGGGCCAGAAGGAUCGGCUAGUGGGUAUACAGCUCAUGAUCAAUCGACAGGCCCGUGCAAUUACUGGCAUGAUGAAAUCCACUCCUGUAGGGCCACUAGUUCGUGAAGCGGGCCUGGCACCAGCAGAGGCCCUAUUGGAGGCUCGACAAUUGAAAUACACUACCCGGCUGCUCAGCUUACCAGAGAACCACCCAGCUAAGGAGAUCCUCCCAGUGAGCUUCCGGGAAGGGGAUCAGCACGCCCAACCUGGGGAACAGACCCCAGGGAACCGACAAUGGGCUGAGAGAAACAACCGAGGCCCAUGGUCCCUGGGACAACACCUUGCUCGACAACUAGCCAAUAUUCUACCAGUGGACCCAUCUGGGGGCUUUGAGAGCACAACACAGACAACCAGCAGCCAGUUCCCAGGCCAAAUAGAGAUGCUACCAGGUCCAGAGGCCCUAGCAGCAGCGCAAUCUCUCCCUCCAGAGCUAGCAAUCUGGUCAGAUGGAUCAAGAUUAGAGAAUGGCAAAAGCGGGGCAGGGAUUGCCUGGCAAGAGCCGGGAGGAACAUGGAAGACCUGGGGGUUCCCAUUAGGCAAGGGAUAUGAGGUCUUUGAUGCAGAGCUUCUGGGGGUUGUACGAGCACUCCAGUUAGCAGAGAAAGUGGGAGACCAAAGACCAGUCACUAUCCUGUUGGACUCCCAAGCAGCCAUUGCAAGGAUGCGACACACCCAGCCAGGGCCAGGCCAAGCAUUAGUGAUCCAAGCACAUGCUAUAGCCAAGAGACUACAUGCCCGAGGUUGCCAAACCACUAUCCAAUGGGUGCCGGGACAUGCAGGGAUAGAAGGGAAUGAGAGAGCCGACCAGGCAGCAAAACAGGCAGCCAGUAAGCCACCAGGAAGAGGCCCAAGAGAGAUAUCCCUGGCCUUCACCUGUAGAGCCCGAACAGAAGCCAUUACAGCACAAAGGCAGAGAUGGCUCAACAAAGAACUUGGACAGCGAUCCCAACAAGGUCAACGAACAUACAGACCACAGAGGAACUGGCGGCUUGACCGGGCAGCCGCAACGGCUCCCAAGCGCCUAGCAAGCCGUUAUUUUCAACUGAAGUCAGGACACGCCGCUAUAGGAACAUACCUACAUCGGAUCCAGGUCCGGGAGGAUGCAACCUGUGAAGGAUGCGGUAUAUCAAGGGAGACAAUACACCAUCUUCUCUUUGAAUGUCGGGAAUGGCGACACCAACGAAACAGGCUCUACAAGGACCUAGAGACUGACGGGGUCUUGAGACCCACCACUGCAGAAGAAUAUCCACAAGGACGACUCCUAGGAGAGCCCAAAGCUACAAGGGCAUUGCUACAAUUCCUAGCCAGCACCAGCAUAGCUCUACCCCGGGCGCACCUACAGCAGACGGCGGAAAGGGCCCGAAGAGACGACGAAUGGGGAUUGGAAGCAUUGGAGGAAGCAGUUAGAACAGGAGAGGGGUAG